AUGCAGCCGCGAUGCGUGCGCAUGGCGGCGCUGGCCACCGCCAGCGCAUCAUUGCCGCACCGCAGCGCCGCUGCUGGUCUUCUCACAGCUCCUGGACAACCAGCGGCGAGAGGACUGCGCCAAAGGCGGCGUGCGCAUGAGUGCGCCGCCGCUGUCGGCACGGGCACGGGACCCCUCCGGGCUGCCUGGAGAGGCGAAGGGCGACCGACAUUGACACCAACGCCGCUAGUGGCGCGAACGGAUGGCAUCUGCACCAUUGGGACGCGCGGCUGCAUGCGCGAUGCCAGCGCUGCUGUGUGCACGCGCUCCCUACUCGCAGGUUUGCGUGUGUCGUGCGCUGCACUCGAGACGCCUCGCCGCUACUGUGCAUCACUCUCGGGAGUGGCGCAUGCACCGCCUACUCCGUCGCACAAUUCGCCCCGGUUGCGCGGCUCUUACAGAAAGCGUCUCCCCUCAAGCUCCCUGCCAUCAUCGGCUUCGCGGUACACGACGAGGUCUCAGCAACACAGACAGCGAGCUCAAGCGCCCUCUGGUAGACCCCCGAGGCCGCGGCGAGAGCCAAACGGCAAAACACUACGGCUGCGGACGCCAGAUGAUGACAACAGCGGUGACGCUCCUCCAUCGCAGCCGGAGGAGAUGCCGACAGCAGACGACGUAGACGGCGCCUCUGUCGCUGACGGCGGCAUGGGUGCAUCCGCUGCGGAUGGCGCCGCUUCUUCGUCUGCGGUGGCUCAUGACACGAACGCAGGGUGGGGGCUGGAAGACGUGAACUCUCGGACGGGAAGGACGCAGCUGGAGGAGCUGUAUGAACGCAAUCUUGAUCGCAUCCGUGCCAUUCUCGAGCAGCCGCUGCCCGCUAUGCCGCAGGACGGCAGCGUCGAUCCCGAUUUUUUUGUGGGCUUUGCAUCUUACAGCUAUCAGCUGCGAGAUCAGUACCGCGCCAUCCUUGCGCGCGAGUUGCAGGUGCCGGUGAGGGCGGUGCGGCUGUCCGUUGCGUGGAGUGGCCGCUUCGACGUGCGACGCUUCGGGCGGGUGCAGAAGGUGUGUGGUGUGUGCCUUGAUCGGCAGGCACUGCCGGCAGCGACGCACAAGGAGAGGGAGACGAACCCGGGUACUGGGCUAGGCCGUAAAGAGGGCGACUUCGCUGCCAAGACGCGCAUCACGGAGGUAGAUGAGGCAGCGUCAUCGUCGUCUGCCUCGGCGCUUCCAUUACCGGAGACGCUCCACAAGCGCAUCCACGCGCUUGUGGCCGCCAUCAACGGACGUAGGCGUGAAGAUCUCCUCCAGGUGUCGUUCUUCCAAGCCUCGCCACCGAUCCCGGAGGUGGAGUUCGCGCUUACCCGACGAGAGCACAGACUCUUGUACCAUCUGCACGAAUGGAUACGGCGCCACGUGUUGCAGAGUGCAGUGGUGGUCGUCGUGUACGGUGUUCCGCCUCCGCCGCCAAGUGCUACAUCUAAUGAUACGCGGGCGACUUCAGCUGCGCUUCAUUUCUCGACAGGCUUGCCCGAGCGACGUGAGGUUACGCACGACACUGCUGACGCCACAAACGGCGACGCAGCUCAGCCGGAUUCGUACGUGCAGUGGCAGCGCAUCUGCAGCACUCGCACGGCAGCGCAAAAACGCGAGGUGCAGGAUAAGUGGCUGCGACUGCUUCAUCGACGGAAAGUGGUGCCGUUGGUGAUAUCGCUGACUGCGCUGGCCACCGAGGUUGCCGCGGCGGUGGUGCGCGGCGAGGUGCCUCACAUCCACUUCCGGCACGCCAAGCAGGAGACGGCGGAGGUGAAGUACGCCGAUGGGGCAGCGGCGCAGGGCGGUGAGCAGCACGCGGCUGCGUUGGCCACGUCCUCGACGAGUGCGACAGCGUCGCCUGUGGAACUGAGCGCGAGUCUGCAAGACGUACUGGUACGCAUCGCAGCGGCGUCGUUGUCGUCGCCACCGUUCACGACGGACGAUGACGGGACGUCUGCGGAGGACAGGGGUGACCAUGCUGCAUUUCCUCGUCGUGCCCAAGACGUGAUUGCUCCGCCACACGGUGCUGACACCGCCACUGCCACGACAGUCGUCACUCCACUCUUCCGACCUGCUUCCACUGCUCAGAAAACGGCGACGAUGCGUUGGGUGCGGCUUGUCUGCCAGGCGCUCCUUUUGCGAGAGGCGCAGGGCAGCACCGACUGCAGCGGCCGCACGGAUGCCGAGCAGUCAACCAUGCGCAUCUCUCACCGAGCGUCGCUGCCUGCGCUCUUCGCGCAAGGGGUCUACGCUGGUGGCGAAGAGGAGGUUGCCUACCUGCAGCGCAACCGCGCCGCGAUGGACGCGCUGCUGCUGCAUCCGCACGAAAUCUCCUUCAAGAAGAAGUUUCUCAGUCGCAUGCGAAAUGGGCACCGCCGGCUGCGCAUGGAGGACGAGAGCGCCGCUCCGUACGCUGUGAAUGGGUGA
Messenger RNA from Leishmania major strain Friedlin, 2439 nucleotides. RefSeq lists its product as hypothetical. Lineage: Eukaryota; Euglenozoa; Kinetoplastea; Trypanosomatida; Trypanosomatidae. The transcript has a single exon. Bases 1 to 2439 code for a protein of 812 amino acids. The record is from RefSeq and is a predicted model, not a curated record.